Messenger RNA from Acromyrmex echinatior (Panamanian leafcutter ant), 1267 nucleotides. RefSeq names its product proteasome alpha7 subunit (gene Prosalpha7). Gene Ontology annotation, biological process: ubiquitin-dependent protein catabolic process. NCBI's taxonomy places the organism in Eukaryota, Metazoa, Arthropoda, Insecta, Hymenoptera, Formicidae. Gene Ontology annotation, cellular component: proteasome core complex; proteasome core complex, alpha-subunit complex. The record is from RefSeq and is a predicted model, not a curated record.
UUCAGCAGUGUCCGUAAUGCUGCUUACCUUUGAAAAAUUGAGACUAGCGAUACUACAAAAAGAAAUUGUGGAUAGACUUGACGGAGAAUCUCACUUACCACUCCAUACAAAUUCACAACUUCCUUUUCGUUAUUGCGCCGUGCGCCGCUGGCGCCACGUAGAUUUCCUUGUAAUUUCUGCCACCAAGUGACGCUAGAAGCGCGCAGCUGCCUAACCUAACCUAACCUCAAAGUCGCGGUGACGUAUGCGAGACGCGGUGCGACGUGCGACAGUGACGGGUGAAUUAGCGUAGGUACUGACUGGUUUGAUUUUCGCCUGGUCACCGCGUCGAACGCAUAAACAAUUUUUCAUUUUUCGACUGUUAACGUUGCUUCUUAUACGUUUUCUCUGAAAGAUGAGUUCUAUAGGCACAGGAUAUGACUUGUCCGCCUCGCAAUUUUCGCCGGACGGACGUGUAUUUCAAGUGGAAUACGCGCAUAAAGCCGUAGAAAAUGGAGGGACAGUUAUUGGUUUACGAGGGAAGGAUGGCGUAGUAUUUGCUAUCGAAAAGAUAGUAACAUCGAAGCUCUAUGAACCAGGUGCUAAUAAACGAAUAUUUAACAUAGAUGAACACGUUGGUAUGGCAGUCUCUGGUAUAAUAUCGGAUGCGAGACAGAUCGCAGAGACUGCGAGAUCAGAGGCUGCUAGUUACAGGUCCCAAUACGGAGUCGGUAUUCCAUUAAAGUAUUUAAACGAAAGAGUUUCUAUGUAUAUGCAUGCAUAUACCUUGUAUUCUGCUGUACGUCCAUAUGGUUGCUCUGUUCUGCUCAGCGCUUAUGAGACAGAUGGUCCAAUAUUAUAUAUGAUUGAUCCAUCGGGAGUAUCAUAUGGUUAUUAUGGCUGUGCAGUAGGUAAAGCAAAACAGUCAGCUAAGACAGAAAUUGAAAAAUUGAAAUUAUCAGAAAUGACUUGUAAAGAUUUAGUUAAAGAAGCUGCUCGUAUUAUCUACCUUGUUCAUGAUGAACUUAAAGAUAAACAAUUCGAAUUGGAAAUGAGUUGGGUUGGUGCACAUACUAAAGGAAUUCAUCAACGUGUGCCGGCAGAUUUAAAAGCUGAAGCCGAAACAAAGGCACGACAGGCAAUGGCAGAAGAUUCGGACAGUGAUACAGAGGAUAUGUAAAAUGAUAUAUAAAUACUGCCGUGAAAAUUCUUUAUAUUGUAAGCGAUAAUAUUAAAUAUAACCUUAAUAACACACUAAAGACCUGUGACUUCUUUUGAUCUUAUUAUA